AUGAUACUCAAUCAGAUUUCCUAUCUGGAUUGCAUCGCUUUCCUCGUCUUCCUUGCUCCUCAAUUGCUCAUCAGAGUCGGUCCUAUAGAAACAAUCACUUGUGUCGUCAAGGCAUUGCCAUUCUUCUUGGUCCAACUCCCGUAUUCAUUCAUCAAAGAACGCUUCUUCACCGCAAAAGCACAAAAGUCUGCUUUCAACCAACACGCCACUCCCUUCCAGGACUUUGUCAUUCGCUGCGUUCGCUAUGCUUUUGCAAAGAUUCCUGCUACCAUCGGGAAAGUCUUCUUCUCGAAAGGUGUUGCAUUGCCAUUCUUCUGGUUCCGCAUGUUGAGGCAUGGAUAUCGUAGAUCUGCUAUUCCAUGGAAAGAGGUCAAGAAGCCUGGUCUUCAUGGUAUUUGGAUGAUCUGUGAUGAGGCCAGGAAACCUGAUAUUGUGAUUUACUACUGCCACGGUGGCGGCUUCUCAAUGGGCAGCAGCUUCUUCUACCUCGAGUUCCUCCUCGCAUGGGUCAGCAUCCUCAAAGAAUCCGGCUACGAGAACCCAGCUCUCUUCGCCCUCGAAUACACUUUGGUCCCUGAGUCCACGUAUCCCACUCAAGUCCAUGAAACACUCCUCGGCUACGAAUACGUGCUUUCCAAGAUCUCGGACUCGUCAAGAAUAGUGGUUAGCGGUGACUCUGCAGGCGCAACACUGAUGCUCAGUUUACUGCUUUACAUGUCCAAGGAGCCCAAGCUACGCACUCAAUUGCCCGGCUUGGGUGUGAUGAUAUCACCUUGGGCCGUCAUUGUAUCUCCAAAGAACAAAGAUACACCUAGCGAUUACCUCAAUGCUGAGUCCCUGCAUCUCUACGGCAGUCAAUACGUUGGUUCGAAAGCCUCUGCUUCUGAUCCCAUGGUAUCCCCUGGCAAAUGCAGAGACGCGGAAUGGUGGAGACGGGCUUCGCCCAGCAAAGGCUGGUUGUUCAUCUACGGUGCUGAAGAGGUCUUUGCACCAGAGACUGUCGAGCUAGUCAACUUCUUGGGAAAUGAUGUCAAGACGGAAGUGAGUGUGCAUGAAGAGAAAGGAUGGAUUCAUGCGUGGCCGGUGGUGAAGCUUUUCCUUUGUGAUGGCCAGAAGGAGAGGCAGAGUGGACUUAGAAGUAUGACAAAGGUUGUGCGGGACAGAAUAAGAUAA
Molecule: messenger RNA, 1173 nt
Organism: Aureobasidium namibiae CBS 147.97
Lineage: Eukaryota; Fungi; Ascomycota; Dothideomycetes; Dothideales; Saccotheciaceae
Product: alpha/beta-hydrolase
Exons: 3
Coding region: 1-1173 (390 amino acids)
Molecular function (GO): hydrolase activity
Source: RefSeq, a predicted model, not a curated record